AAAAUAUUGGUACGAAAAAUAUUUGAGGCUAGUACGAGUUUAAUUUAUAUUUCUAUUGCCUAGCAAAUUUAGUUAUGCACCAUUAAAAUUUAAAUAUCGGUUACGUAAAUAAGUUGGUAGACGUGUAGUUUUAUGUUACGACCCGAAAAUGAAUAAAUGUUACGGGUUAGCUAGAAUAAAUAUUUUGUGAUGACUAGUUAAUAAAUUCCGAAAUAUUUAGAAAAAAUAUUAGAAUAAUUAUUUAGUUAAUUUUAGUAUCUCGAAUGCUAUUUAAAAAUUUAAAUAAGCAGCGUUAAAUGAGCCGGGAUUCGAGAAUAAAAUGAAACAAACUAAUUAAAAACUGAAAUGUUAAUAAAUUAAUAAAUAAAGUAAACACAUGUGUUUUCUGGAAGGUUGCUGCCCAAAACUCCUACUUGGUGCCCAAGAAAAAUCACGCAAAUCGAGGCAAAUAAGUAAUUAACUAAGUUAAAUUGAACACAAUUAACUAUAUUAAUGAUAAUUAGCAACCAGUAUAAAAAGGAGGACUUUAGAAACAUUUACCAGUUUUAGAAAACAAAAGCUAGUGGCAGAAGGAUUACUGGAGAUUGUGGAAUCAAAUCAGGAGUAUUUUAAGGUACAUGAUUUCCUUAUUCAAAAGAUUAUAUAUUAUUCACUUAAAUACUAUGAUCCUACCAACUGUUUUUCAUCCUCUCCAUAUACAUAUUGGAUACUGUAAUAAUAUAUUGAAAUUCCCUUGCUCCACUUUAAUUAGGGUUCAAUUGGAAUUGGGGAUUUUAAAAUAAGCAUUUAUUUUAUUUGUGGUUAAUUGUUUGUUGAUUUGGGUGGUUAAGCAGGCGAGUUCAUGGUGGAAAAGAGGGGUCGGAGCGCCGCCCGGCGGCAUACGCCGGCGGCUGCUCGCGAGAGUAAGGGGAGGAGAACAGAGGGAGUGUGUGGGUUGGCGAGCGGAUGAUUGCGAAUCUUGUGUGGGUUGGACGGAGAAGAAGGCGGCGUCGGGGAUGGGGAAGAGGGGAAGAGGGGAAGAGAGAGAUGCAGGAGAACGGUGGAAGGGAAGGGGUUGGUGAGUGUAUGAGGGUGUGUAGUGAUGAUUGUAGGCGGGUUAGGGAGCGAGACACCGCAGCCGCGGUGGUGGGGGCAGCUGUGGGAGAGAGGGGGAGAGGGAGAGAGAGAGAGAGAGGAAUGGGUGGCGGAGCAGCCGCCGGAGGCAACUCCGGCGAUGGCAGUGGUGAAGAAAAUAGUAGAGAAGAGGGAGAGGGAGAAGAGUUGGGAGAGAUGAGGUUAUUUUGGUAAGUUUAUAAUUGGGAGAAAUAAAAUAAAAUAAAGAUAAUAGAUGGGUUAAUAAAACCUAAUAGAAAUUGAGAUUAAAAUAAUAAUAUUUGGUGAAGAGUUGUGAGUGGGAUUUAAAAAUAUAGAAAUUAAAAUUAUUUGAUAAAUGGUGAGUGUUGAAGACUAAAGAAUUGAUUUACUUAAAAAAUAAUGGAGUUGAGUGAGAUAUUUAAAAGGUAUCAGAAUUCAGAGAUAAUUUAAUAAUUUGGGUUAUUGUUUAUAUUUAUAUAAAUUGGUGAAUAUCAUUGGUCGAUAAAUUCGAGAAUUAAAUUUAGUUAAUAAUGAUUGAUUUAAUAAAUGAUUAAACUAGAGAAAGUGAGAUCUGAGUAAUUGAACAUUAUAUAGCAUGGGAUGGUUAAUAGAGUUUAUGACUUAAUUUGAUAAUAACAAAUUUUGGUGGAAUAUUUAAAUCAUAAAAACAGAGACGAAUAAUUGAUUAACUUAAGUUGGGUAGAAUACUUGUAACAGUGAUUUUCCAAAGAAUUCAAGUACAGGUGAUAAAAGAGACUAUUCAAGAAGCUAAAAAUGUCUUACCUCAUUAAUAUUGAGAGAUACCAAAGAAAGAAUGGAAUAAAUAUUAAUGAAAUUUUAAUAGAUUACUCGAGAUUAAUAUUUUGAAAUGAAUAUUACUAAGUAUUAUCAUUUUGUGGCAUAGAAUAUUUCCUAUCUGGAAAAGGGCGAAGCUCAAUUAUCAGAUUUAUAUUCAGAAUUAUUUUGCGAAGGAAGACAGGCAAGUUCACUAUCCCUUUCUUGACGUGAAGUUUUUCGUGCCUAUUUCAUAAUUGUGUGAAAAGUGUUGAUUGUGAAGAUAUUAUAUUUCAUACUAUUGUAAAUCGAGAAAAUAUCUCUGUUUCAUUUUUGAAGGCUUUAAAGAUAUUGUUCACAUAUUACUUUCUAUAAUUCGAGCCCUCCCAUUGUUCGGGAAUGAGCUGAUCCUAUCAUGAUAAUAUUUUGAAUCUUCGAAACUUGACGUGAAUACAUUGCAGCGAUGAUCUCAAUUUACUCUUUUUGGAGAUCAUUUUAUCCUUUGGAAUCUAGUUCUUUUAAUUAUCUUUCACUUCUACCUUCGGGUAAUCUUUGUUAUGACGAAAGGGUGCAUUGUUCGCACUUAUUUGAUAAAGGAGUAGUGAGGAUUGAGAAAUGUUUGUUUGGGAAAAUUUCCUUGUAUUCGGAGGAAUCGGUUCAAGCUGGUCAACACGAAUUUAUUAAAUUCGUGGUAGAGUUUAAAUUUACUAUCUGGUAAGGCAGAUAGUGGGGUUCCAGUGUUAAACCCUGAUGCUAGCAAAGAGAGUGUUGGUGUGUCUUCAGUGGUUACGAUCAGACCACUAGGACUACACAGGAGAACGGUAUUCACGAAAUGGUGCUGAUCGAGCCAUGUAGUGUUACCGAGAGGUGGAAGACCAGCAUAUUCUUUACUUGACAUUGUUUUGUCAUUUGAUGGUAACUGUUUUGUUGCUUAGACUUGAAAUGUCUUCUAUGCUUUAUUUGCAUAUCUUGUUAUUUGUUAUUAUGUGCUAUGUGGACUUGCUGAGCAAUUAUUUGCUCAUUCUUGCAUCUAUUUUAUAUCUUUUUGAGCGGUAAAGAGCUAGUAUGGCACAACUCAAGAGAUUUGCCCAGAAACGGGUUUUGGCAAAGGCAAGGAAAAGGUGCAUCACCCAAGUUGAGGCUGCUAGACUACGGUGUUUGGUAGUACAAACUAUAGUUAUUUUAAUGGUCUAUAAUCAGACUUGCUAAUAUGUAAUCAAGAUAGACCUGGUAGUAGUGUUGUAAGAUGAUCGACCCUGGACUUGUGGGGCAAGAGUUGAAUUGUGUAAUCUUAAAUAUGUAAUGCAAGUGUUGUUUUGAGCCAGAUGUAUAGUGGCGGACCGGAUCUACGGGAUGCGGAUCUGGGGGCGUCACAAGUUUGGUAUCAGAGCUAUAGUUAUAUCCUUAGGAUUUGAGAAACCCUAGGAAUAUAACGAGCGAGAAUGACACGAAGUCUAAGAUAGGUACCCUAGAUGAACCUAUCUCCAUAUUUUAUUAAACAUAUGUGCCAAAUAAACUUUUAGCAAAGGGUUGGUAGUCCCUACAAAUAUAAACGUUUAUAGUUACGAACAAUCGUAGUAAUGAUGUUUGUAGAUGUCAGGUUACGAGACUGCUUAUAAUCUAUUGAUGGAGAUGGAGAUGAUAUAUAUUGAGCAUGAGAAACAUUCUAUACAAAUAUUAGAGUCACCAGCACCUGAGAUCAUUGUAUCUAAGGAAAACAAGGAUAUAGUAUCUUUUGAGUUCACUAAGAGUGGUGGGAUGAAUAUUUUUCUAUCUUUAUCUGAGUUGACUUCUUUUCCUACUUUGACCACUUCCUUUUCGAUUACCACUUCUACUAUUCCUCCACUUGUUUCUGAGAGUGGAGGCCUUUCUGGACUUACUUCGGUAUUUCGAGCCUACACCUCUUUCUUAUAGUCCUAUUACCACACAUACUUCUGAUUGUUAUUAUUUUGGGACUUCUAUGUCAUCUUUGGUUGAAGAUGCUCCUAUACCACCUUUGAGUAGCCACACCUUUGUUUAUACACUAUCUGUGCCUCGAGUUCACUGUUACCACUUUGUCUGAGACUUUUGUACCACUUACAGUUUUAUCCGCUAUUCUAGUUUCCUGCACCAAGGACUAUUCCUUUUCAGAUUAGUGGAUCUUCUUUUAUACCAGUUUCCAUACCUCCGAAUGGCGACUUUGUACCACUUUUAGAGUGUAUGUAUGUGGUUCACCAGUAUCAAUAGUUGAGAAAGUCUACCUAUGACUCUAGAUUUGGGAUUCCAGGAUCUUAUGAUCCUAUGUCUGUUUCUGCGGGUUCAGAUUUUCUUGCCCGAGAAUUUAGUAUGGAGAUUGUGCAUCAAAUUUUUGUUUCUGUAUUUGAGGGACUUCAUAAUAUAUCUGUGAGAUACCCUCCACCAGCUCAUGUGAAUGUUAAACUUGUUACAAUACUGGUAAAUAGAGCCUUUUCUGAGUUCCAACGUAGGAUCUCAGAGAUAUCUAGUUAAUAUAUUUGUUGCUUGAUGUAUAAUUUGACUUUUGGGAAAUAACACACGCAAUCUGUGUGUAUCUCAGUUAUGAUAUAUUAUGUAUCUGAAGGAUAUGUAGACACCUUUGUAUAGUAUCGAAAUAGAGAAUCGUGCACUUCCUUUUAUUUGGAUACAAUUGCUAUAAUUUUGAUUAAUAGAUCAUUCUGGAAGUAGAGAUGUGUAUAGACGAUCUUUUGUAUAGUGAUGUCCAGAUUAGACUUGAUGUGGUAGGAUGAUCACUAGAUCAGAUGUACUUUCUAUAUCGUGACUCAUAAAAACUUCGGAUAUUACAACCACAUUAGAAGGGAUGACAAAUCUUUAUGUCAUAUUAUUGUCUCUUUCUUUGUCUAUACCUUCCUUAUGCUUCUUGCAGUUAUCAACUACUUUUGACCUGUUUCAUUUCUGUCAACUAUCUUGCAUUUGCUACAUCAAUGAUCCAACGUGAAAUCCUAUGGGAAAAAAAAUGUAUGUGUUCAACCUUCAAAGUUUUUAGAGGUUUUCAAAAAGAGAAAUGUUCAGGUUGCUAAAGUUUUAGAGUUUUUUUAAAAGAAAAGGUGCAACCUUUAAAGUUUCUAAAAGGUUUCCAAAAAUAUGCAGCUUUGGUACAACUUGUCUUUUCAACCAAAUAUUCAACCAGUUUUCAAAGUUUUAUACUAAGUAUUUUACGAAAUUGCACCUUGUUGUACCUUUGGAUAACCCUUGUAUUUUGUAUAAUGAGACCUAUUAACCUGUUUUGUCUACUCUUAUAGAUUAAGAUGGAUUUAAACCUGAAUGACAACCCUGUUGAUGAAUCAAUACUAGAUGCUUCAUCCGGAUUUCAAUCCAGACCCAAUCCUGUUCAAUUACUUGACAACAUACCAUUUUCAAAACAAUCCUGGAAGAAGUUCUUCGAGUCAACUUACCAAACCUACCUUUUCAUUCAAAUCUUUCAAAUUUUUGCCAACCCAAGUGUUUAAAGGGACAGUAGAUUCCGUUGAGGCCAAGAUAUGGCUAAAAGAAAUAGAGAAGACUUUUGAAAUGGUUGAUGUAGAAGAGGAUAAGAAAAUUAUGUUUGAUGCUUAUAUGCUUAAUUGAGAAGCUAAUUAUUGGGAGGAAGCUAAGCAAAUUUUAGAAGAGUCUAGUGUGAUAUCAUGGACUAGGUUUACAAAGUUAUUCCUAGAGAAGUAUGUUCCUAAACACUUAGAGAAUCAAAUAGAGCUCAAAUUUCUAGAGCUUAAGCAAAAGAAUAUGUUAGUAACUGAACACGAAGCUAAGUUUAUCGAACUUUAAAAAUUUAUUCCACAUCAAGUAAAUACGGACGAAAAGAAAGCUAGACGCUUUCAGUCGGAUUUAAAGCCCUGGAUUCAGAAUAGGGUUACUGUUCUCGAGAUUGCUAGCUAUGCGACGUGAAUGCACAAAGCUUGUAUUGUUGAGUCAAGCGGUGAGUUGUUUAACAAAGAGGAAGUCGAUAAGAAGUGGAAACCCCUGCAAAAUAAUCAAAAUGUUGAAAAGAAACCUUGGACUCAUAGUGUGAAGAAAAUUUUGUGAAGUAAGAGAUGUCGCGAGCAGAGAAUAUUGGUAAAAUAAAAGGAAACCAAAGGUUUAAAACUUCGCAUACCGCGAACGUGUUACAAGGAAGACCUCGUUGCCUGGGUAUAAGAUUUGUGAAAUAUGCUAUAAUAUUACGUUUUACACUGUUUCGGCUCAAGUUGACUUCAAAUCUCAUUUCGUAAACUGAGAAGUUCAUUUUGUAUCUUGGGUCAUUCCAUUGUUCGGAAGUGAUUGCUCCCCAUAAUCGAUAUCUCUUCGAUGUUACAAUAUCAUUUGUGAUUCGUGAUUUAAUAUUCGAGAAUUGGAAUAAAGAUAUACUGUGAUGAUGAUCUUAAUCUAAUAAUUCUAAGAGAUUGUCCCUCAUUUGAUCCUAUUUUCGAUUCUAUCCACUGAAAAUCCUGGAUUUGUGAUUAAAGGAUGCAUUGCUCGCAUUCCUUGGAAGUAGUGUGUUGGGGAAGUAAUUAUGGUAGAUCAGGUUUGUCCAAGUUAUAUGAUAAUGAUUCAAGAGAAAAUCUUUGAGAUAAAUCUUCCUUGAUAUUUCUUCAAUCUGAUUGGGAUGAACAACCCUAAUUAUAGGGGACACAAGGUAAACCUGUCUGUGUGAUAGGAGUUGGAUGGGACGCCAUCACUUGUGUGUGUUGUAAUUACAAGAAGGUUAACAACCUUUAGUAGUGUCUUAAUUUGGACACGCAACACUUAGUUCAUUUGAUCAAAUUAUUCUCCCAGUCAUUCUUCUAUUUCAAAUGAAAGCUAUUUUGAAAAAUCAUUGAUUGGUGAUUACCACUGUGAAGGACUUCUAUAUACCCAAGAAAGCUUUAAAAAUCUUAUUUCUUUUGACUUCUCUUCAAAAUGCUCAGAUUUCAAAUUCCUUGAUUGUUCUUUCAAAAAAAAAAAAAAAAGAAGAAAAAAAGAAGUGUUUUAAGAAAGUAUUGUAUGGAGACGUCAAAUCCAGACCCCCGGAUCGGAGGAUGGUUAUAUCGAUUAUCGAGAGUUGAAUGAGAUGACCCUUUACCUAAGAUUGAUGUUUUUUUAAUCAGUUAAAGAGAACAUCUUACUUUUUAAGAUAGACUUGAGAUCUGGAUAUCAUCAGUUAAAGAAUCAGGUAUGAGAAUGUACCUAAGAUUGCCAUUAGAACCCAAUAUGGACAUUAUAAGUUCUUAGUGAUGCCUUUUGGAUUGACUAAUGCACGUAUAACAUUCAUGGAUCUUAUAAAUGGAGUAUUUAAGAAAUUUUUGGAUAAGUUCAUUAUUAUUUACUAAUGAUAUUUUGGUUUAUUCUUAGACGAAAGAAGAGCAUGUUGAGCAUCUUACUUGGAACUUUUUGAGGAAAGAAAAGUUAUAUGCAAAAUUUUCGAAAUGUGAAUUUUUAUAAAGCAAGUACAGUUUUAGGACAUAUAGUUUACAGAAAGAAACAUUGGUAGACCCCACAAAAAUGGAAGCAGUAUCAAAUAGAGAAAGACUAAGAAGUGAGAAGUUUUCAUAGGAUUGGAUUCGUACAAGAUUUCUCUAAGAUUGCAAUUCGUUUGACCAAGUUGACUAGGAAAGAAGAGAAAUUUGAAUGGACGCCUAAGUGCGGAAAAAAAAAAAAAAGGUUUUCAGGAAUUAAAGAAGUGCCUUACAAUGGCCUCUGUGUUAACCUUACCUAUCGAGACAGGAAAUUUUGUAAUGUAUAAUGAUUCACCUCUUAAUAGACUAGGAUGUGUUCUUAUGCAAUAUGGAAAAUUGAUAGCGUAUGCUUCAAGACAACCUAAUGAUUACAAGUUGAGCUUCACUACCCAUGACCUAGAGUUAGCUACUAUAGUAUUUGCCUUAAAGAUUCGGUGACAUUACUUGUAUGGUGAGAAAUGUGAGAUAUUCACGGAUCUUAAGAGUUAAAAUACUUGUUUACUCUGAAAGAGUUGGAUUUGAGACAAAAAAAAAAAAAAAAUUUUUUGUUAGAAUUGAUGAAGGACUAUGAUUGUACAAUAAACUAUCACCCAGGGAAGUGAAUGUAGUUGCUAAUGCAUUAAGUAUGAAAGGAAGAGUCAAUCAUGAUGUCUUUACCAAAGGAAUUGGUUAGAGAGAUGGAAAAGCUAGAAUUGAAAAUUAAGGAUUCGAAGCAUAAGGAGGGAAGGAUCUAUAAGAUGUUAGUGCGACCAGAGUUGAUAGAAAGAAUCAAAAAGAGUCAAGAAUCGAUAAUUGAAGAAAAACACUUUAAAAUUGACAGGUGAUGGGCACUCAAGUGAAAAAGAUGAAAAAAAAAUUAGGAGAUUUGCUAAUAGGAUUUGGAUUCCUAACUUGACAGAUCUUAAACAAAAUAUUUUGAGUAAAGUUCACAAAUCGAGGUACUCUAUACACCCAGGAAGAACCAAGAUGUUCCAAGAUUUGAAGAAAAACUAUUGGUGGCCUAAUAAGAAAAAGAGAGAUUGCUGAUUGAGUAAAUAUAUGUUUGACUUAUCAGAAAGUAAGAGUUGAGUAUCAAAGACCUAGUGGAUUAUUGCAACCAUUAGAAAUCUCAGAAUAGAAAUGGGAGCACAUCACCAUAAAUUUCAUAGUUAGUUUACCUAGGUUCCGAGCCAAUCAUGACGCUGUUUGGAUAAGUGUGGAUAGGUUGACAAAAUCUGCGCAUUUUCUUCCUAUUAGCAAGAAAUAUACAGUCGAGAGAUUUUUUAAGUUAUAUAUGAAUGAAGCUGUGUCUAAAUAUGGAGUGCCAAUAUCAAUUAUAUCAGAUAGAGAUGCGUUUGGAAAACAUUUCAGGAAUAUUUUGGAACUAAGUUAAACCUGAGCACCGCAUAUUACCCCCAGACUAAUGGACAGAGUGAAAGAACAAAAUAUAUAUAUAUAUAUAUAUGUCAAGAGCUAGUUCUUUGGAUUUUAAAGGAAGUUGGAAGGAUCACUUACCUUUAGUAGAGUUUGCCUACAAUAAUAAUUAUCACUCUAGUAUCGGAAGGACUCCUUUUGAAGCAUUAUAUGGUGGAAAGUGUAGAUCACCUCUUUUUUAGGAUGAAGUUGUAGAGGAAAAUAUAUUGGGACCCGAACUAGUCCAACAAACCACACAGUCAAUCGAAAAGAUACGCAAAAGAUUAGUUGCAGCUCAAGAUAGACAAAAGCAUUAUGCGAAUUUGGAAAGAAAAGAGAAAACAUUUGAGGUCAGAGAAAAAGUACUUUGAAAGUAUCACCUUGGAAAUGAAUAAUCAGAUUUGGAAAGGGGGAAAAAAAUUGAAUCCUAGAUAUAUUGGACCCUUCGAGAUUCUAAAGAGAGUUGGAGCUGUUUCUUAUCCGCUAAGCUUUACUUCCAGAUUUAUAACACAUUCACGAUAUAUUACAAGACAGACGAUCGAUAUUAUUCGGAAUUAUGAGCCAAUUAACCUUCAGUCAGAUUUGACACAUAAAGAGAAGCCAGGAGAGAGAGUAAAUUCAAAGUUUCAAGAAUUAAGAAUAAGAAAGUGAGAUUAGUUAAAGUAAUUUGGCGAAAUCAAGUAGUAGAAGAAGCUACUUGGGAAUUAGAAGAAGCUUUGAAAGAAAUAUAUCCGGAGUUGUUUCAGCACAAAACAUGAUUCCGAGGUCGGAAUCCUUUAAAGGAGGGAAGAAUGUAACAACCGCGAAAUUUUAAGUACGUGAACAUAUUAAUUAUUUAAUUUUAUGUGAUUAAAGUUAGUAGUUAAUAUUUAUGAAUUCAUUAGCUAAAAAAAAAAAUAUUGGUACGAAAAAUAUUUGAGGCUAGUACGAGUUUAAUUUAUAUUUCUAUUGCCUAGCAAAUUUAGUUAUGCACCAUUAAAAUUUAAAUAUCGGUUACGUAAAUAAGUUGGUAGACGUGUAGUUUUAUGUUACGACCCGAAAAUGAAUAAAUGUUACGGGUUAGCUAGAAUAAAUAUUUUGUGAUGACUAGUUAAUAAAUUCCGAAAUAUUUAGAAAAAAUAUUAGAAUAAUUAUUUAGUUAAUUUUAGUAUCUCGAAUGCUAUUUAAAAAUUUAAAUAAGCAGCGUUAAAUGAGCCGGGAUUCGAGAAUAAAAUGAAACAAACUAAUUAAAAACUGAAAUGUUAAUAAAUUAAUAAAUAAAGUAAACACAUGUGUUUUCUGGAAGGUUGCUGCCCAAAACUCCUACUUGGUGCCCAAGAAAAAUCACGCAAAUCGAGGCAAAUAAGUAAUUAACUAAGUUAAAUUGAACACAAUUAACUAUAUUAAUGAUAAUUAGCAACCAGUAUAAAAAGGAGGACUUUAGAAACAUUUACCAGUUUUAGAAAACAAAAGCUAGUGGCAGAAGGAUUACUGGAGAUUGUGGAAUCAAAUCAGGAGUAUUUUAAGGUACAUGAUUUCCUUAUUCAAAAGAUUAUAUAUUAUUCACUUAAAUACUAUGAUCCUACCAACUGUUUUUCAUCCUCUCCAUAUACAUAUUGGAUACUGUAAUAAUAUAUUGAAAUUCCCUUGCUCCACUUUAAUUAGGGUUCAAUUGGAAUUGGGGAUUUUAAAAUAAGCAUUUAUUUUAUUUGUGGUUAAUUGUUUGUUGAUUUGGGUGGUUAAGCAGGCGAGUUCAUGGUGGAAAAGAGGGGUCGGAGCGCCGCCCGGCGGCAUACGCCGGCGGCUGCUCGCGAGAGUAAGGGGAGGAGAACAGAGGGAGUGUGUGGGUUGGCGAGCGGAUGAUUGCGAAUCUUGUGUGGGUUGGACGGAGAAGAAGGCGGCGUCGGGGAUGGGGAAGAGGGGAAGAGGGGAAGAGAGAGAUGCAGGAGAACGGUGGAAGGGAAGGGGUUGGUGAGUGUAUGAGGGUGUGUAGUGAUGAUUGUAGGCGGGUUAGGGAGCGAGACACCGCAGCCGCGGUGGUGGGGGCAGCUGUGGGAGAGAGGGGGAGAGGGAGAGAGAGAGAGAGAGAGGAAUGGGUGGCGGAGCAGCCGCCGGAGGCAACUCCGGCGAUGGCAGUGGUGAAGAAAAUAGUAGAGAAGAGGGAGAGGGAGAAGAGUUGGGAGAGAUGAGGUUAUUUUGGUAAGUUUAUAAUUGGGAGAAAUAAAAUAAAAUAAAGAUAAUAGAUGGGUUAAUAAAACCUAAUAGAAAUUGAGAUUAAAAUAAUAAUAUUUGGUGAAGAGUUGUGAGUGGGAUUUAAAAAUAUAGAAAUUAAAAUUAUUUGAUAAAUGGUGAGUGUUGAAGACUAAAGAAUUGAUUUACUUAAAAAAUAAUGGAGUUGAGUGAGAUAUUUAAAAGGUAUCAGAAUUCAGAGAUAAUUUAAUAAUUUGGGUUAUUGUUUAUAUUUAUAUAAAUUGGUGAAUAUCAUUGGUCGAUAAAUUCGAGAAUUAAAUUUAGUUAAUAAUGAUUGAUUUAAUAAAUGAUUAAACUAGAGAAAGUGAGAUCUGAGUAAUUGAACAUUAUAUAGCAUGGGAUGGUUAAUAGAGUUUAUGACUUAAUUUGAUAAUAACAAAUUUUGGUGGAAUAUUUAAAUCAUAAAAACAGAGACGAAUAAUUGAUUAACUUAAGUUGGGUAGAAUACUUGUAACAGUGAUUUUCCAAAGAAUUCAAGUACAGGUGAUAAAAGAGACUAUUCAAGAAGCUAAAAAUGUCUUACCUCAUUAAUAUUGAGAGAUACCAAAGAAAGAAUGGAAUAAAUAUUAAUGAAAUUUUAAUAGAUUACUCGAGAUUAAUAUUUUGAAAUGAAUAUUACUAAGUAUUAUCAUUUUGUGGCAUAGAAUAUUUCCUAUCUGGAAAAGGGCGAAGCUCAAUUAUCAGAUUUAUAUUCAGAAUUAUUUUGCGAAGGAAGACAGGCAAGUUCACUAUCCCUUUCUUGACGUGAAGUUUUUCGUGCCUAUUUCAUAAUUGUGUGAAAAGUGUUGAUUGUGAAGAUAUUAUAUUUCAUACUAUUGUAAAUCGAGAAAAUAUCUCUGUUUCAUUUUUGAAGGCUUUAAAGAUAUUGUUCACAUAUUACUUUCUAUAAUUCGAGCCCUCCCAUUGUUCGGGAAUGAGCUGAUCCUAUCAUGAUAAUAUUUUGAAUCUUCGAAACUUGACGUGAAUACAUUGCAGCGAUGAUCUCAAUUUACUCUUUUUGGAGAUCAUUUUAUCCUUUGGAAUCUAGUUCUUUUAAUUAUCUUUCACUUCUACCUUCGGGUAAUCUUUGUUAUGACGAAAUGGUGCAUUGUUCGCACUUAUUUGAUAAAGGAGUAGUGAGGAUUGAGAAAUGUUUGUUUGGGAAAAUUUCCUUGUAUUCGGAGGAAUCGGUUCAAGCUGGUCAACACGAAUUUAUUAAAUUCGUGGUAGAGUUUAAAUUUACUAUCUGGUAAGGCAGAUAGUGGGGUUCCAGUGUUAAACCCUGAUGCUAGCAAAGAGAGUGUUGGUGUGUCUUCAGUGGUUACGAUCAGACCACUAGGACUACACAGGAGAACGGUAUUCACGAAAUGGUGCUGAUCGAGCCAUGUAGUGUUACCGAGAGGUGGAAGACCAGCAUAUUCUUUACUUGACAUUGUUUUGUCAUUUGAUGGUAACUGUUUUGUUGCUUAGACUUGAAAUGUCUUCUAUGCUUUAUUUGCAUAUCUUGUUAUUUGUUAUUAUGUGCUAUGUGGACUUGCUGAGCAAUUAUUUGCUCAUUCUUGCAUCUAUUUUAUAUCUUUUUGAGCGGUAAAGAGCUAGUAUGGCACAACUCAAGAGAUUUGCCCAGAAACGGGUUUUGGCAAAGGCAAGGAAAAGGUGCAUCACCCAAGUUGAGGCUGCUAGACUACGGUGUUUGGUAGUACAAACUAUAGUUAUUUUAAUGGUCUAUAAUCAGACUUGCUAAUAUGUAAUCAAGAUAGACCUGGUAGUAGUGUUGUAAGAUGAUCGACCCUGGACUUGUGGGGCAAGAGUUGAAUUGUGUAAUCUUAAAUAUGUAAUGCAAGUGUUGUUUUGAGCCAGAUGUAUAGUGGCGGACCGGAUCUACGGGAUGCGGAUCUGGGGGCGUCACAAGUUUGGUAUCAGAGCUAUAGUUAUAUCCUUAGGAUUUGAGAAACCCUAGGAAUAUAACGAGCGAGAAUGACACGAAGUCUAAGAUAGGUACCCUAGAUGAACCUAUCUCCAUAUUUUAUUAAACAUAUGUGCCAAAUAAACUUUUAGCAAAGGGUUGGUAGUCCCUACAAAUAUAAACGUUUAUAGUUACGAACAAUCGUAGUAAUGAUGUUUGUAGAUGUCAGGUUACGAGACUGCUUAUAAUCUAUUGAUGGAGAUGGAGAUGAUAUAUAUUGAGCAUGAGAAACAUUCUAUACAAAUAUUAGAGUCACCAGCACCUGAGAUCAUUGUAUCUAAGGAAAACAAGGAUAGAGUAUCUUUUGAGUUCACUAAGAGUGGUGGGCUUUUAUUAAUUCAUAUCGAUUUACUUCCUCCGUCCCAAUUUAUUUGUCUUAUUUGAUUUUUCAAAAUUAAAUUGAUCAAAUUUUAACAGAAAAUUACAUAUAUAAAAUAAUUAGAAAAAAUUAUUAAAAAUAUAUAUUACUAGAAUAUAUAUUCAUUCGAGUUUAAAAUGUAUUUUUUCGAUUUUCGAGAUCAUGUAUGAAUAAUUACUAAUUAACGGUCAAAAUUUGGGUAAUUUAAUCACAAAAAAGGUUAAAUAAGACAAAUAAAUUGGGAUGAGGGAAUAUCUUCUUUGGUGUCAAUGUCAUUAGAGUCGUCUGCUGAUACUUUAGAAUUAUUUAUUCUUCAUCAUUUCUUUGUAUAAAACUUGGAAUAUUCACUAUUAAUUACCCUAUCCCGCGCAUUCGUAUAGGAAUCAAUGAAUAAUUUCUGAGAGCUAUAAUUUUAACUAGUAUAUAAUUAUUAUUCAAUAAUGUACACAUUUUUUCUUGAAAAGAAAAAGAGAUUGCUUUUACACGGGGAAUGAAAUUAGUUGGUAACAUUAGUUUAAAGAGAAAUUUACAAGAAUAUAUAUAUUUUUAACUUUUGUUUACAAUUUUACUACCUCUCACUUAUCUUUUCAAUUCUAUAUUACUAUUUUUUUAAUUAUACUGUUACCUUUGUCUCUCACUUUUACUCUUUUCAAAAUUACGGCCUCUCCAUCGUCUCUCUCAAACCCUGCUGCAAUACUUCCACUCUCUCGACAGAUUUCACAAUCAGCUUCGUUCCUUUCCGUCGAUCGUGCUCGUUCCUGUUCGUCAAUCACCUGACUCUUCUCAACUCGGUAAGUUAACUUCUUAAUGUGUGUGGCUGUGUGUCUGUGUAGCCGUACUGUUUGCGUGUUUUGAGAGAUUAUAUGCUUGAGAUGAUAGUACUAUAAAGCGUGUGUGUGUGUGUGUGAAUUUGUCAUAUGUGCUUGAUGUGCCCUGCAGGAGCUGUAGGAAAAGUAAUUUGAGAUAAGCACCUUAGGCAGUUCCCCAAGAAUCUAGAUUCUUAUAAGUCCCGAAUAUCUCAUCUCUUGCUGCUAAUGUUUAUAUACAAUAUUAGUUCAGUGUAUCCUAUUAUUUGCCAAUAUAUUGGUGGAAUUUUCACACACAAAAUCAACUCAAUUUGGUAAUAUGCUAGUUUGAACAGAGAGAAUGAUCAAAUAACAGAAGCAGCGCAUACGAAGUUAAAAAGAGUAACGAAGAUAUGCUUUGUGAAAGUAUUGUUGUUCCAAAUUGGAUAAAUGUCAGUGCAUAUCAUUGAUAAAAUUUGUAUCAUUUGAGGUGUUCUGUAACUACUAUUCAUAUGAGCUAUAGAAUGUUAAUUAAUUCAGUCUCUAUAUAAUAGGCUAUGACUUCAAUUUUGGCAUUAGCAAGUAGGCUGAAUUUUGAACAGGGGUGACACUUUUAGCAUUAAGGUCACCUUCUAGCAUAAAUGGCCACAUGAAAUGUAAGAAUUAUCAAGGGCGGUAUGAUCAGUAUGAGUGCUCCCUGGGCUUUAAGUGAUGAUGUUUUAAUUCCUCUUUGGCUUGCCGAACAAGAACAUUGGAUUCUUGGGAGAUUGUGUUUUGUAGAUAGGGAGUUCCAUGUAUACAGUACACUGAACUGCGAUGGUGGGAGGGAUAUUAUAGUAAAGGCAGCCACUCCAUUCGUCCAAUUAUUGCCAAAGUAUCUCGAGGCAACUGGUUUUUAUGAUCGGACGGAUAUAGAUUUCACAGCAGAUGCAUAUUCUGAUAAGUUAUCUCUUGAUCCGUUUGGAGUGACUUUGCAUCAUUUUGAUUUUACAUCAUCGUCUAUUGACAGUGGGAUAUACAUGUGUACAUAUGCCGAGUAUUAUGCUACUGUGUCGGAAUUCCCUAAUGAUGAACUAGAUAUUUCUACUUAUAGAAGCAGGCUUGCCUUAUUGUUUUAUUCGUAUGGAAUGGCAAAGCAAAUACACGGUUAUGAGAGUGAUUCCGAUUACACUGCAAAGGUUCCAUCAAAAAAGCCUCAAAGGACAAGGGCAUAUGAGCGAAAGAAAAAGACGAAAGAUGUGAAGACAAAAGAUGUUGAAGAAUGACUUGUAUUCGUUGUUUAAUGAAAAGACCUGGUUCCACACAUAUGAGACAGGCAGAAGGUAUGGGACGACCAGUUCACCACGGAAAGCGAAUUCGAUCCUAUAGUCGUCUUCUUUGUUCGAUAAAUGCGCAGUGGAGCGCUCUUCGGGCGUCGAUCAAUCUAUCACUCAAAAUCACAGGCCGCUCUUUUCAUUGUCUGAUUUUUUAUUAAAAGAAAAAAGAUUCCGCUCCGUCUGAUUGUCCGCAGUAUUGUUUGGAAGAGAAUAUGUAUUAUCAAAAGGAUGAUUGGACGGUGUUGUUGCCCGUUGGCCUGUAGACUUGACGUGGGGGAGCUUUUCCUCGCUUGAGUGUUAUACGCGCUGGCGGCUAAAAACGUUCAUAGUCCACACGGGGUUCUGGUCUUAUUUGUUACUUUAUGUUCCGGAGUCAAUUGAUCCCUCGAUCAAGUCCUAACUAUAAAUCUCUUAAGAGAAGAAGAUAAAUCAUUUUGAUUCGAGGCCAAACCCUUCUCCGCCGUUACGGAGUUCUUCUGCUCUAAUCGAUCAUUCGGGGGGGGCGGGACACUGCGAGGUGGGUAGUUUAUCUGGGGCGGAUGCCUCCUAAAGAGUAACGGAGGUGUGCGAAGGUAGGCUCAAGCUAAGAGUAAAAUGAAGGUUGCUGUUCAAGUUAGUGAAGUUCUUUCAUUGUAAUUAGACCUAACAAGAACGGAAUCACGCUCUGUAGGAUUUGAACCUACGACAUCAGGUUUUGGAGACCCGCGCUCUACCGAACUGAACUAAGAGCGCUUUCUUAUCACAGUAGAUACGACUGUAAAGAAAAGGAUUCUUUUUGUACCCCCAAUACAUCUUGCAUGCAUAUAGUCUCAAAAUUGAGCAUUCUAUCGCAAGAAUAGGACUCCAUAGGUGGUUGGUUACGUUACAUUAAUGCCUAAACGCAGAAUAUCGGCUAAAAAGAGCAGCAAAAUUAGCUACUUCUAGAAUUAGGGCAGGGGAGAAGCUCCUAUUUCAAGUUAAAGAUUAAGUAGUAGUUCUUUGUUUUAUGACAUUAAGUAGUUAUUUGUUUAAUGACAGUACUUUGUAGUUGUUUUGGUUUGAUCAAUUCGAAAAUUAAAACUUUAUGUAGUUAUUAUAAUCGGUUCCACUAGUAUUUUUCAUCUCUCAAAUUAGCA
Daucus carota subsp. sativus is the source of this 16411-nucleotide messenger RNA. RefSeq lists its product as uncharacterized. NCBI's taxonomy places the organism in Eukaryota, Viridiplantae, Streptophyta, Magnoliopsida, Apiales, Apiaceae. The transcript has 3 exons. Gene Ontology annotation, biological process: proteolysis. Gene Ontology annotation, molecular function: cysteine-type peptidase activity. The record is from RefSeq and is a predicted model, not a curated record. The coding region runs from base 14658 to 15245 and encodes 195 amino acids.